AUGGACGCGUACCUGACCAAGCCCAUCGACCCCGCCCUCAUGGCCCACACGCUGCUCUCCCUCAUGACGCGCUACCCGCGCUGCUGCGUUCCCCACAUUGAGAGCAUUGCGGAGGGCGAGGAGGGGGGUGUAGCAGUUGACGUUGCAGCUGCCACCUCUGCGUCUGUGGGAGGGGUGGGUGCAGCUGGUUCUGGUUCUGCUGGGGGGGAGCGGCCGGUGUCUCCUGCUGCGGCUCUGGUGCUAUCAAACGAUCGCUGCUAUGUGUGCAGGGAGGGCCUCGAUGAAGGGAAUGGGGAAGAGGAGGAGAGUGGGGCAGAGGCUGCUGCUGCAGUGGAACGGCUUGUUGCCUCUCCCGCUGCCUCGCCUGCUGCCCCUCCAGCUGUGGCGAUGCAACUCAUACCAGGCUGCAAGCAAGUGUUUGGAUAUGCUGCCAUGAACGCACGUACCUCACUAACGUACCUCGCCAAGUGGCAAGCGCAUGAGCCCCGCUCUCCUGGUGCAGAUACGAUAGAGCGGUUGGGUGCAGCCCAGGGAGUACCUGUGGUGCUGCGUGCAGCGGGGCAGGGCAGAGGGUACAGAUCCGCCCAAGGUGCUCGUGCUGCUGUUGCCCCUUUCUUUCUGCCCUGCUCCUGCUGCCUCUUUCCUGCUGCCCUGCUCCUUCUGCCUGCUGCUUCUUCCCUGCUCCUGCCCUUUCCUCUGCUGCUUCCCCGCUCGCCAGAACCGCGGCUUGGCACGAGAAGGAUUUGGUAG
Messenger RNA from Closterium sp. Naga37s-1, 750 nucleotides. The record is from the annotation of a GenBank genome assembly. Lineage: Eukaryota; Viridiplantae; Streptophyta; Zygnematophyceae; Desmidiales; Closteriaceae.